CACGGGCAACCACCAAGACAUCCUAAGGGCGCGCUGGACAAACCUAAGUGUUGACACAUUCCAGUCUUUCGUGAGAGUGGAAUAAUUUGAGGAAUCCCGGCGUCUUUUUGCUUCUGAUGCAGGGAUGGCAGCUGUUGUCAACGAUUUCAGAGCGAGAACACGAUGCGGACCCCCAACCAGUUUCGACCUGAGGAGCACGGUCGUUAGAACAGGUCCUGCUCGUGUCCCACUUAAUCUUGACUCAACGUGCUCCGCAGCGAGUGCUAGUAAGCGGUUGCCCGAUGUGGGGUCGACAAAGAGGGUGACGCUAGUGCGACACGGGCAGUCCACUUGGAACAAGGAAGGACGGAUACAGGGAAGCUCCGAUUUGUCGGUAUUGACGCAGAAGGGUGAAAGUCAGGCAGAGAUAACGAGGGAAAUGUUGCAGGGAAAGCAUUUCGACAUCGGCUUCCGUAGUCCCCUUGCUCGUGCAAGUCGAACUGCCGAAGUCAUAUGGGAUUCACGGGAUUCAAAGCUCAUCGAUUUGUGGGAGUUACGGGAGAUUGAUCUAUAUUCCUUCCAGGGGCUCCUGAAAGAAGAGGGGAAAGCAAAGUACGGUGACAAGUAUGCGGCAUGGAAGGCAGACCCUGCAAACUUUGAAAUUGAUGGCCAUUUUCCAGUUCGAGAACUUUGGGAGCGGGGUGCUGAAUGCUGGAAAAGUAUACUCGAUGCAGAUGGUCAAGACGUCCUUGUGGUGGCUCAUAACGCUGUGAACCAGUCCAUGGUGGCGAAUGCUCUUGGCCUAGGUUCAGAGUAUUUUCGCCGCCUCUCCCAAAGCAAUUGUGGGUUGACAACGUUUGUGUUUAAUCCUUACCAAGGAGAAGAGGCCCAUUCGGUGAUUCUUGAGCGACUCAAUCAAACACCAGCACUGCCCUUAAAGGGUAACGCAGAUAUGACUUACAAUCGUGCACUUCUCAUUUGCUCAUCUCUUCCGAAGGAUGAAGAUGAAGCGGAAGAAAGGACAAAGGUUGUGGAGAGUCUUGCAAAGGUUCUCAUGGAGGAGGGGAUCAAAUCGAUCUGGCACGACAGUGCAGCGUUCUCCAGUUCUCUAGCGUACGAAAUCGCGAAUCUACUGAAGGUGAAGGACUUUGAUAAUGUGUUUGACUCGACAGAUGCGAACAUGAGAAGCUUGCGAGGCGCUGGAACCACGGUAUUGCUCGCAGAGGAAUCGGUCAUCGCUUCGUGCGUUGCUCACGCGUUGCAAGUUGAUGGAGGGCUCGGGGUGACUCUCACUCUCUCAACUGGGGGGAUGACGCUGAUCGAUUUCAGUGACCAGAAUGUGUCUAUUGCGUGCAUCAAUUACACCGCUCAUCUCUAG
Messenger RNA from Micromonas commoda, 1357 nucleotides. RefSeq lists its product with no specific name. The record is from RefSeq and is a predicted model, not a curated record. The coding region runs from base 125 to 1357 and encodes 410 amino acids. The transcript is spliced from 3 exons. Gene Ontology annotation, molecular function: phosphatase activity. Lineage: Eukaryota; Viridiplantae; Chlorophyta; Mamiellophyceae; Mamiellales; Mamiellaceae.